AUGUUAGGAGAAGGGUUGGACCAAUUACCUCAACCAGAACAAAGUUUGUGCAUAUGUGAAAUGGAACGAGGCUUGGGGAAGAUGUGUGCGGACUUUUGGCUAUUUAAUGCAUCACUAGCGCAGCGUAACGGCCAUAAUGCAAAACUUGCUUGGAUUUUGCCUAAGUUUUCCAUUUCGGAUGGAUAUGCAACAAACCGGGGUAAACAGCCCAUUACCUUCCACCAGCUGGUCAAAAUAUCCCCACCACCUUCUCCCACUCUCGCCCUUUCCUUUGUUCUCUACGACAGUGGCGCUAGCAAACUCGGGCAAAUUCCCAUAAAACUGAGGCAAAAUGCGGGAAUUUGCCUCGAUUUGCCUGUAGUGUGGGCCCAGGGUAACGCUGUUGCGAAACCAAAUUAUUUAGGGAAAGCAGGCAAAACAAUUUAG
This is a messenger RNA of Nezara viridula (southern green stink bug), 426 nucleotides long. NCBI's taxonomy places the organism in Eukaryota, Metazoa, Arthropoda, Insecta, Hemiptera, Pentatomidae. The record is from the annotation of a GenBank genome assembly.